AUGAAAAGAACCAGAGAUGACUAUGAACGGAUGAGCUUGGACAUGGCGAAAUGCCUAAUGCUUCUCUCCCACGGGGUCAACGCAGAGCUCAAAAGAGCCGCUGUGCAUCAAACCGAGGACAACUACGAGUGCAAGACGUGCAAUCGCCAGUUCUCUUCAUUCCAGGCGCUUGGCGGCCACCGGGCGAGCCACAAGAAGCCGAAGUUGCUGCAGAACAAGCCGGGAGACUGCACCAAGUUGGCGUUGGGAGGGACAGCGGAGACCAAGAUGCAUGAGUGCUCGGUAUGUGGGUUGAAGUUCGCGUUGGGGCAAGCCUUGGGCGGCCACAUGAGGAAGCACAGGGCCGAGUUAAUGAGUGGGAACAUGAUGAAUAUGGACGAAUUUUUCGGGAUUAAUUCGACGGUCCCGGUGUUGAACAGGUCGAAUAGCAGCAGUAAGAGGGUUAUGGGCCUGGACUUGAACUUGACUCCUCUUGAGAAUGACCUCAAGUUCUUGUUUGGCAAGAUGGCUCCCAAGAUAGAUCACUUGAUCCUGUAA
Molecule: messenger RNA, 537 nt
Organism: Eucalyptus grandis
Lineage: Eukaryota; Viridiplantae; Streptophyta; Magnoliopsida; Myrtales; Myrtaceae
Product: zinc finger protein ZAT11
Exons: 1
Coding region: 1-537 (178 amino acids)
Source: RefSeq, a predicted model, not a curated record